AUGGCUGCGCCUAAAAUUAUCGUCCUAGGCAGCCUCAAUGGCCAGCUUGAGCCUGCAUUCAAGAAGCUAGCUACACUUCAUGCAAAGAACAACUUCUCCAUGGCUAUUCUUACUGGUGAUAUCUUCAGCGCAACUCAAGAUGAUGAGUCGGUGGCUGCGCUUCUCGACGGAACCCUUCAAGUUCCCCUUCCAACCUAUUUUACCAUGGGAAGCCACCCUUUGCCCCCGCGCAUCGCCGCAAAGGUCGAAGCUGAAGAGGAAAUCUGCGAGAACCUUCAUUUUCUAGGCAAGAGGAGCAUAACGAAAACAUCUGAUGGUGUUCGAAUCGUCGCUCUCGGCGGUCAAUUGGAUACGAAUCUCAUCGCAGGCCAGUCCAAAGAACAGCACCUACCGUUUCACUCAGUUGACGAUGCGAAGAGCCUACGCGGAGCCCACAGCGCUGACAUUCUCCUGACAUCAAUAUGGCCAACAGGUAUCUGGACUGGCUCUCAAGUUGCGCUUGAUCCUACAAACCAAGCGUCCUUGGCUGUCUCGGACUCGAUCGCAGAGCUAUGCGCAGCACUCAAACCACGAUACCACCUAUCAUCAUCUCCUGAAGGCUUCUUCUACGAACGAGAAGCAUUCGUACAUCCUACCGAGAAGGAGACCGACAACACUUGCGUUACGCGAUUCAUUUCCAUGGCCCCGUAUGGCAACGAAGCUAAGGCAAAGUCUCUGUAUGCAUUCAGCCUCAACAAAGGAGACGCAUCAGUACCUUCCGGCGCCACAGCAUCGCCCUUUAACCCCAAGACCAAGAGACGUGCGCCGAAGGAGGAAUCCUACAAUCGAUAUGGUGGUGAUGAGCACGAGAGGGGGCACAGGGGCCGGCGUCAGAAGCAGCGCCAUCGAUCGCCCCCUCCAGGUCCUGACAGGUGCUACUUUUGUCUGUCAAACCCCAACUUGUCUUCGCAUAUGUGUUGUAGCAUUGGCGAUGACGCAUACAUUUCGACAGCAAAGGGUCCUUUGCCCACGUCUGCGACCUUUGCCGAACAAGGCCUUGAUUUCCCAGGUCACCUAAUCAUCAUUCCACUACCACACAACCCGACGAUUCCCAGUAUUGGACCUGUCGCAGAUCCUAACGGCGAGGCUGCUAAGACAUAUAAGGAGAUGACACGCUUCCGCGAAGCUAUCCAGGCCAUGAUCGCUGCCAAGAGCUCCCACAAACUCGGUGUCGUCACUUGGGAGAUCAGCCGUGAAAACAACGUCCAUCUGAUUUGGCAAUUGAUGCCCUUACCCGCUGAACUCAUCAACAAGGGUCUAGCAGAGGCUGCUUUCAAAGUUGAAGCAGAGAACCAGUCCUUCCCAGCCUUCAAAGUACAAGAAUUGACGCUCGAGCAACAGGCCGAAUCUGGCGGCGAUUUCUUCCGUGUGUGGCUGUGGGCAGACGAUGGCGAGGAACGUAUUAAGGGAAAGUCCCUCGUCAUGCCUCUGCCCUCAGACAUGCGUUUCUUCGAUCUUCAAUUCGGUCGACGAGUGCUGGCCAAGCUACUCAAUCUUGAGGACCGCGUGAUCUGGAAGGCCUGCGAGCAAACUGUCGAGGAUGAGACCAAGGACGUGGAGGCGUUCCGGGAGGCGUUUAAAGAAUGGGAUUUCACUCUUCAAGACGGCGAUGAAGCUGCUGCUUAA
Molecule: messenger RNA, 1665 nt
Organism: Fusarium pseudograminearum CS3096
Lineage: Eukaryota; Fungi; Ascomycota; Sordariomycetes; Hypocreales; Nectriaceae
Exons: 2
Coding region: 1-1665 (554 amino acids)
Biological process (GO): mRNA splicing, via spliceosome
Cellular component (GO): post-mRNA release spliceosomal complex
Molecular function (GO): RNA lariat debranching enzyme activator activity
Source: RefSeq, a predicted model, not a curated record